Messenger RNA from Ambispora gerdemannii, 609 nucleotides. NCBI's taxonomy places the organism in Eukaryota, Fungi, Glomeromycota, Glomeromycetes, Archaeosporales, Ambisporaceae. The record is from the annotation of a GenBank genome assembly.
AUGACCUUUAAAAAACCCGCGGAAUGUUGGACUUUUGACGCAAUUGCAUCACACUACUACGACGACAACAUUUGCCGUACUCUCGACAAUAUUAAGAAGGAUCUUCAGCGACGUGCAAAAAUGGAAGAUUGUGAUGCUCAAAAAGCAGAAAAACUUCUGGAUUCCGGCUGGAAGCCAUAUUACUCUUGGUCGUAUGGAGAUGACUCUUGGUCGGUGCUUACGCGUCAUGGCACCAGCUGUAUUACUCUUGGUCGUACAGAUAUGACUCUUGGUCGCAAGAAACUCGCUACAGCCGUGAAGACUCGCGUAACCGUUGAUCAAAUUAGGAGCAAGGCCAUCACUUCAACCUUCGCUGAUGGAGCAGAAUCGAUGUCAAAAGUUCGUAAGGCGAUUCUUGACGACAUCGACUCCAUUGCAUUAAUAUCAACUGCUCUUGAAGAGCCUCUUAAGGAUUAUGAAGAGUAUGAGGAGGCUUUUGAUAGCACACCUGUUGAUUACAGUGACAAUUUGAAUGAAACUGACUUUUCUGAUUCGGAUCAUGAAGAGAAGUAUGAACCAAGUAAUAACUCUUCUAUUUCCUCUGAUUCGGACCAUAAUCAGAAAAAAAAG